AUGACGGUUUCUGGGUUGGUAAAAGGAAAAAUAAUCUACUUCCAGCAGUUGCAAGACCAGCGUCUGCAUGGGAAUAUCUUGGUGGACAAGCCCAAUGAUCAGUCCUCAAGAUGGUCUUCAGAAAGCAAUUACCCUCCCCAGUAUUUGAUUCUGAAACUUGAAAGACCUGCCAUAGUCCAGAGUAUCACAUUUGGCAAAUAUGAGAAAACGCAUGUCUGCAAUUUAAAGAAGUUUAAAGUCUUUGGUGGCAUGAAUGAGGAAAACAUGACAGAUCUCUUAUCCAGUGGCUUAAAGAAUGAUUAUAACAAAGAAACAUUCACCUUGAAGCAUAAAAUUGAUGAACAGAUGUUCCCCUGUCGAUUCAUUAAGAUAGUUCCACUCUUAUCCUGGGGACCUAGCUUCAAUUUUAGUAUCUGGUAUGUUGAACUUAAUGGCAUUGAUGAUCCAGAUGUGGUCCAGCCGUGCCUCAACUGGUACAGUAAGUACCGUGAACAGGAAGCCAUUCGCCUUUGCCUAAAGCAUUUUCGUCAGCACAACUACACCGAAGCUUUUGAGUCGCUGCAGAAGAAAACCAAGAUUGCUCUGGAGCACCCUAUGUUGACAGACCUGCAUGACAAACUGGUAUUGAAGGGAGACUUCGAUGCUUGUGAAGAACUGAUAGAAAAAGCUGUGAAUGAUGGCUUAUUCAAUCAGUAUAUCAGUCAACAAGAAUACAAACCUCGCUGGGGGCAGAUCAUCCCCAAAAGCACCAAAGGUGAUGGGGAAGACAGCCGACCAGGGAUGAGAGGUGGCCAUCAGAUGGUUAUAGAUGUUCAGACAGAAACUGUUUAUUUGUUUGGUGGCUGGGACGGAACUCAGGAUCUGGCUGACUUCUGGGCAUACAGUGUGAAAGAAAACCAGUGGACCUGUAUAUCCAGGGAUACCGAGAAAGAGAGUGGUCCUAGCGCCAGAUCUUGUCACAAGAUGUGCAUUGACAUUCAACGAAGGCAGAUCUACACACUGGGACGCUAUCUGGAUUCCUCCGUGAGGAACAGCAAAUCUCUGAAAAGUGACUUCUAUCGCUAUGACAUUGACACAAACACAUGGAUGUUACUAAGUGAAGACACUGCAGCGGAUGGAGGUCCAAAGCUGGUGUUUGAUCAUCAGAUGUGUAUGGAUUCUGAAAAACACAUGAUAUAUACCUUUGGAGGCAGAAUUCUGACCUGCAACGGCAGUGUUGAUGACAGCAGAGCCAGUGAACCGCAGUUCAGUGGAUUGUUUGCUUUUGACUGCCAAUGUCAGACGUGGAAACUUUUGAGAGAGGAUUCCUGUAAUGCUGGACCUGAGGAUAUCCAAUCCCGAAUAGGACACUGUAUGUUGUUUCAUUCUAAAAAUCGCUGCUUAUAUGUAUUUGGUGGCCAGAGAUCGAAGACUUAUUUGAAUGACUUCUUCAGUUAUGAUGUAGACAGCGAUCAUGUGGAUAUCAUAUCAGACGGCACUAAGAAAGAUUCAGGGAUGGUUCCAAUGACAGGUUUCACUCAAAGGGCUACCAUUGAUCCAGAACUGAACGAAAUCCAUGUCUUGUCAGGGCUCAGUAAAGACAAGGAGAAGCGGGAAGAGAAUGUAAGGAAUUCCUUCUGGAUUUAUGACAUUGUGAGGAACAGCUGGUCUUGUGUCUAUAAAAAUGACCAAGCAGCAAAAGAGAAUCCAGGUAAAAGCCUUCAGGAAGAGGAACCCUGCCCAAGGUUUGCUCAUCAACUGGUGUACGAUGAGUUGCACAAGGUUCAUUACUUAUUCGGAGGGAAUCCUGGUAAGUCCUGCUCUCCAAAGAUGAGAUUAGACGAUUUCUGGUCUCUGAAGCUCUGUCGACCUUCAAAGGAAUACCUGCUAAGACACUGCAAAUACCUCAUAAGAAAGCACAGGUUUGAAGAGAAAGCUCAGACUGACCCUCUUAGUGCACUGAAGUACCUGCAGAAUGAUUUGUAUGUAACUGUGGAUCACUCAGACCCUGAGGAGACAAAAGAGUUUCAGCUUCUUGCCUCAGCAUUAUUUAAGUCUGGUUCGGAUUUCACCACUCUUGGAUUUUCAGAUGUUGACCACACGUACGCGCAGAGAACUCAGCUGUUUGAUACACUAGUCAACUUCUUUCCAGACAACAUGACCCCUCCUAAAGGCAACCUGGUAGACCUCAUCACGCUGUGACGGAGCAAUCACUGGACUGUGGAAGAGGGGAAAAGCAUCCAUUUUCAGUAUUUUAAUUUUUUUACUGCAUUGAUUGACUGCUGGGAUGAAGUAAUAUAGCAACCCCUAGGUGUUUGAGAGGGGUUUUAUACUUGUAUGGUGAAUCCCUGAAGCUUUUCCCUUGGAGUAGGUUAAUAAAAUGUAACUGACGUACUUCCAACUAAAUAUAUAUAUUUUUUCUGACUUUGGAUUUUGAGUUAGCAAAUGUAAGAUGAAAAGGUGGGGGGAAAGAAAAAAAAAUAAAACCCAAUCAUGC
Pygoscelis adeliae (Adelie penguin) is the source of this 2476-nucleotide messenger RNA. RefSeq names its product muskelin 1, intracellular mediator containing kelch motifs (gene MKLN1). Gene Ontology annotation, molecular function: protein binding. The coding region runs from base 1 to 2181 and encodes 726 amino acids. Gene Ontology annotation, cellular component: cytoplasm. The transcript is spliced from 18 exons. The record is from RefSeq and is a predicted model, not a curated record. NCBI's taxonomy places the organism in Eukaryota, Metazoa, Chordata, Aves, Sphenisciformes, Spheniscidae.